Sinocyclocheilus anshuiensis is the source of this 2142-nucleotide messenger RNA. Its product is annotated as potassium channel subfamily K member 6-like. Gene Ontology annotation, biological process: stabilization of membrane potential; potassium ion transmembrane transport. Gene Ontology annotation, cellular component: plasma membrane. Gene Ontology annotation, molecular function: outward rectifier potassium channel activity; potassium ion leak channel activity. NCBI's taxonomy places the organism in Eukaryota, Metazoa, Chordata, Actinopteri, Cypriniformes, Cyprinidae. The record is from RefSeq and is a predicted model, not a curated record. The coding region runs from base 253 to 1200 and encodes 315 amino acids. The transcript has 3 exons.
UAAUUGCACUAUAGGUAUAAUGCAUUUCUCAGUUAAGUGUAAAUGAAAGCGCUCAUAUGAGGAACGAAAAAGUUGUGCUGCACCUUACAAACCCCACACACAACUCAAAGUAUCACCCAUGUGACUGAGGACUCGGGUUAUUUCCUGGCCACCGUGGCCAACAUUUGUCAGAGGGUGGAGUUCAAUGAGUCGAACAUACAUCACUGCAGCAAAUUAAGAAUCGCUGUCAUAGGGUUCCUCGCAAAUCUCAUCAUGUCCACGGCGUUCAGGUCUUGCUUUGUGCUCAUCGGCUUCAUAUUGGCGUACAUCACGUAUUUGCUGUUGGGAGCGCUUGUUUUCUCUGCCAUCGAGCGGCCCGUCGAAGAGACCCUGAAAUCAGACCUGAACUCACUGAAAGCCGAGUUACUCAACCUGAGCUGCAUCAACGCCACGGCUCUCGAAACUUUCUUGGAAAAAGUUUUGCAAGCGAAUAAAUACGGCGUGUCGGUCCUUGAAAAUGCCACAGUCCGUACAAACUGGGAUUUGGCGUCUUCUCUGUUCUUUGCAAACACGAUGGUCACGACAGUGGGAUACGGCCACACUACGCCGCUCUCUGAUGUGGGUAAAGCUUUCGCCAUCGUGUAUGCUUUGAUUGGAGUGCCCUUCACCAUGCUAGUGCUCACAGCCUGUGUCCAGCGCUUCAUGCAUCCUCUGACCUACGGGCCGAUCUCCAUGUGCCAGCGGAGGGCAGGCCUGCAGCAACGCACCGCCAGUGUGGUGCACUUUAUCGUACUGCUGGUCCUGGUGGUGCUCUGCUUCUUUGUGGUGCCUGCGCUGGUGUUCAGUACCAUAGAAGAAACCUGGUCUUUCUUAGACUCCUUCUACUUUUGUUUCAUCUCACUCUGCACUAUAGGACUGGGGGACUUUGUGCCAGCAGAAAAGCCAGGACAGAGACUAAGAGCUUUGUACAAGAUUUCAGUCAUGGUCUACCUGUUUGUGGGAUUGAUGAUCAUGUUCCUGGUCCUUCGUACUUUCCACAAGCUUGCAGAUGUGCACGGCUGGACUGCUUUCUUCCAGCUGCCAAGCUACGAGGAGGAAGAUGAGGAUAAAGAACCAAUAAUAGAACAAGAGCCUGAUGAUGAAUCACCUGAGGCUGAGAAGGCCUCAAUUAAGCCUCUGGAUCCCAGCUGUCAAGUGUCCUACAACUCCAUCAAUAGAUAAAACACCAGAUCUGUCCACAUUCAGACAAUACGCCUCACUGUUGGACAGAACCGCUUCUGAUGCUUUGAAGGAAUGAAGCACCUGAGCAGAACAUUUUCAUGAACCAAAUUACAUUUUUGGGGGGGGGGGGUUCUGUUUGGAGCUGCCAAAUCUGAUCUUCAAGACUAUAGGGAUGUUGACAUUGCUUUAGGAAGUGGAAAACUUGCUCAUUGUGUCCUAAGUGUGAAUCUUCUUUAGUGUUGUUUUGUGUAGGAUUCCUAACUGAUGAUGCUUUUUAGAUUAUUAAAUUACUGUUUUUUUUGUUGUUGCAUGGACCAAGACUGCUCUGGAUCAUAGAAACAGGAAGAGAAUGCUGCUGCUUGCCACCCGUUCAAUACUCUGUUAUUCAACGAGUUUGAAAUGAAUUGUUUUCAUAGCUAGUUAAUGGUGGUUCUCGAUGUCGUCAUGUGGAGAACUUCAGAUGCACUUUAUAAUUGGCUUUUUAUUUAGGUUUGUGCAACCAUUGGACAGCCAGUGAUUAUACUGGACACAAUCUCUUUUUCUUUAUUGUAGUACUGUACAUUAUUUAAAUAUUCUUUGUAUCAUUGCAAUUGUAUAUUCAAUGUUGGAUGGUAGGGAACAAAAAGGUAUCUGAUGUUCACAAUCAGAAGAACAAAAUGUGUUUUAAGAAAUGCAUGCAAAGAAAAAAAACAUUUGUUUUGGUUUUUUGUGACUCGAUGCAUUUGCAUGGGCAGGUGUGAUGAAAUAAGUCUGUGUAGCUGUGGAGUUAAAGGAAGUUUGUACUUUACACACCCUGUUUUAUCACUCUCUUUAAAUAGGUUUAAAAAAAAAAGCUGUAAUAAACGUGUCAGUAUAUAGAUAAGUUUAAAUAACCUACCACUCAAUCAAAAUAAUCCUUCUCUUCUAUAAGCGGAAUAAAGUUCCCUUUUGAACGGUCUCCCC